Coregonus clupeaformis (lake whitefish) is the source of this 6631-nucleotide messenger RNA. RefSeq names its product rho guanine nucleotide exchange factor 18. Gene Ontology annotation, molecular function: guanyl-nucleotide exchange factor activity. The transcript has 32 exons. Lineage: Eukaryota; Metazoa; Chordata; Actinopteri; Salmoniformes; Salmonidae. The record is from RefSeq and is a predicted model, not a curated record. The coding region runs from base 305 to 4828 and encodes 1507 amino acids.
GGACUAACUCCAAACACUCUUCAAGCCAACACAAACUUUUGGAUGUACUCUGCUCUCCAGUUGCUUUUUCGUUCUUGGUCUGGAUGGUGUCUGGAUAAGGGUUUCAUAUAUAUAUAUUGAAGGAUCAGAGUGUCAGCCCUGUGUGAGUGUCUCAGAGGCGUCGUCGUCCUCCUCCUCCUCCCUGUCCCCAGCCUCCAUCGCUGAGGAUGUCUUCUUCAACAGCGUCACUGAGGAGAAGGAUGAUGAAAGUGACUAUGAGAAUCCAAGCCUGGAUGAAGAUGUAGAUGUCAGUGUGGUGGAUCUUAUGGGUUUAAGCUGUUCCUCCAUUGACUCAAACUAUUACAAAGACCAUCAGGGGGUGCACUCUGUAUCGGCUGCCCCUGAAACCAGCCCUCCUGCCCUGGGCUUUCCCGGUAGAUAUAGAGACAGCCCUCAACACAGCUCCCAGCCCAAUCCACAUCCCUACCAAGAGACCGAAAACAGAUCCAUACCCCAUCGCACUAUUGUGGUCACCCAGUUCAACCCUAACCUGUUGCAGUCAGGCGGUGCCAUGGACGGCUAUAACAGUGAGUCGGUGGACCCUUUGGUAGUGGUGAGCACCAUGGUGAAUCUGAAUGGACCAAGGGGACAAGGGGACGUGAUGGAUUCUGACCCGGAGAGCUUCCCCAUCCUGGUCAGGUCCAUGUCCACAUCACGCAGACACAGCUGUGGCAUGCCCCUGUCUCCCAUCAACCUAGGGAGGAGGCUGAGUCUGGACACCAUAGCCAUAGACAGCGAUGGAGAGAGGGAUGACGCUCUCUUCCAACCCUCCCACCUACAGGACUUUAUCUACCCAGCAUGCCCUGUGGAGGAGUCAGAUGGGACAGACCUCUCCAGUUCUGAUGCCAAGGAGACAGAAACGGAGGAGUGUGGUCGGUCUGGAAGGACAUGCUCCAGAACAGAGAUUCUGGCCACAGAUGAGCGCGUUCAUGUUACACACGUGUCUUGCAUGGUGAAGGCAGCAGGAGAGGAGCUGGACCCAGAGGAACCCAACUUGCACACUGCAGAAGGACAGACUCAUAUAGCCAGACAGAGGACCACUAGGCCAGAGGGGAAGGAGCCAGGAAGUAGUGUCACCUGGUACGAAUUUCUCUCCAACGAAAAUGAGCAAGAGGAUGAUCGAACAGAGAAAGUGGAGAAGGGGACCAAAGUGAAGCGCACCCUGAGCUCUAUUAGGAGCAGAGUGACUGGCUCAUUCAACAAAGACAAGCAGGGUAAGAACAGAGAGAAGGAGCAACACAGAGAGAAGGAAAGGGAGAGGGAGAGGGAACAACCCAAAGACAAAGAUAAACUGCAUCACACUACUAGCAGUGGGCAUAAGUUGGUGCCGGGCUCCUUCUCCUGCUGUGCCACCUGCUCACUAUGCAGUAAGGCCCUGCAGAGAAAGCAUGGCUUGCAGUGCCUGAACUGUGCAGUGAACGUUCACAAGAGUUGUCGGACCCUACUAACGGAGUGUAACCGCAGCAAGAACAAGAAGGAUUCUCUGCAUAGGACCUUCACAACAGCAUCGCCAAACCUCGCCCAGAGGGAGCGGGAUCGGGAUCGGGACCAGUCUUCUUCGGCCCCUGAUUGCCCCUCUGGCUCUACGCACAUCCCAGGCAUGACCCUCACCCCGCAGGGACCCAGUGCUCAGCCUGCCUCCAACAGCUCUUCCUCCAGCCACAACAGCCGCUCCGGAGCACCCCCAGGGGACAUGGAUGAGCUGGACAGCCUACGCCUCGGGAUCAAGCGCUUCAACGAGGACGCCGUCUCCCUGGCCCCUUCCACCACUGACUCCAUCAUUGUAGAAGAUGCGUACUACUCUACAUUUCGAGCUGAUCUGGAUUCAGAUGCCCAGGACCUGGAGGUGGAGUCAUGGAGUCUGGCUGUGGACCAACAGUACCUGAAGAAACACACCAAAGAGAUGGUCAAGAGACAGGACGUUAUCUACGAGCUGAUACAGACAGAGAUGCACCACGUGCGGAUCCUGAAGAUCAUGCUGCGUGUGUACGUCAGGGAGCUGAAGGAGCACCUUCACCUGGACGAUCUGUUCCCACGCCUGGAGACCCUGCUACAGCUGCACACACACUUCCUGUCCCGCCUCAAAGAGCGGCGGCGAGACGCCAUGCAGCCCGGCAGCGACAGGAACUACAACAUACAGAGACUCGCUGACAUCCUCACCACUCAGUUUUCAGGUGACAUAGGGGAGCAGAUGAAGGAGAGCUAUGGUGAUUUCUGCAGCCACCACACCGAGGCUGUCGGCAACUACAAGGAGCAACUACACAGCAACAAGAAGUUCCAGAACCUCAUACGGAAAGUCAAUAAUCUGUCUGUUGUGAGAAGAUUAGGAGUGACUGAGUGUAUUCUCCUGGUGACACAACGCAUCACCAAGUACCCUGUGCUGGUGGAACGCAUUGUGCAGAACACAGAAGUGGGGACGGAGGAACACGACGAGUUGUCCAGGUCUCUGGGUCUGAUCAAAGACUGCAUCGUCCAGGUGGAUGCCCUGGUCAACCUGCAUGAGAAGGCCUCGCGCCUCCGAGACAUCGCCCACAAGAUGGAGCCCAAGUCCCUGGGCAAGAACAAAGAUGGCCGUGUGUUCCACAGAGAGGACCUGGCCCAGGGUCGACGCAGGCUGCUGCACGAGGGGACGGCCAACCACAAGGCUGCCUCCGGCAGACUCAAAGAUAUACUGGCUGUGCUGCUGUCUGACGUGCUAUUGUUACUCCAAGAGAAGGACCAGAGAUAUGUCUUCUCUGCUGUGGACAACAAGCCCUCAGUGAUCUCCCUCCAGAAGUUGAUAGUGAGGGAGGUGGCCCACGAGGAGAAGGCCAUGUUCCUGAUCUGCACCUCCUCCAAAGAGCCUGAGAUGUAUGAGAUACACACUGCCUCCAAAGAGGAGCGCAACUCCUGGAUGACACACAUCCGCCAGGCCGUGGAGAGUUGUCCACACACUGAGGAGAGACUCUUCAGUGAGGAGGAGGAGGAGGCUCGAGCCGCCAGAUUCAAAGAGUUCCAAGUGCGUCUGAGCCAGAAGGACGGCCAGAUCGUGGCGGAUCUGACAGAGAAGCUGCAGCUGUUUUCAGACAUGGGAGAGUCUGGUCCUGGGGAUACGGCCUGCCGCUCCCACCUGCUGCUGCGAGGUGACGCCUCAGACCUCCACCAGGGGGAGACACUGCUCAAGGGAGCCAUCACCGAUGUGGAGAGUCUUCAGAACCUGUUGCUCUCUGGUGUGAUCGAGCCAGCUCCACGUCCAGCGGAGGGCUCAGGGUCCGGGGCUCUGCCCAGGAGAGCAGACACCUUUGGGGGCUAUGACAGCAGCCCCAUCAUCCUCAACAAGAAAGGCAUUGUGAAGAAGAUCCACAGUGGAGGGGACAAGGCCAGAGACGGGAACCAGAAAGGCCGCUCUGACCCCCAGCUUAAGAAGAUCCAGGCUAGCCAGGCCCUGGAGCAGCCACAGGCUGAUGAUGAUGAGGAGGAGGAGGAAGAGGCCUCUCCAGCCAUCUGGAACACCAUCUGGUCCAACACCUUCCCUGAGGCUGAGUUCUUUGACCGGGUGCUGAUGCUUUCCCAGAGACUCUACAGCCUGCAGGCCAUCAUCGCCCAGCAGGACAGCUACAUCGAGCUGCAACGCGCCUCCCUCAACGAGCGCGCCUCCUUCCCUGGCCGUCACCGCGGCAACGUGCUCCUGGAGCAGGAGAAACAGAGGACGCUGGUCCUGCAGAGGGAAGAGAUGGCCAGCUUCCACAAGCUGCAGUCGCAGCACCGUCAGGAGCAGGCUCGCUGGGAGAAGGAGCGUCAGCGCCACCGGCUGCAGGCCGAGGACAUGGAGGCGAGGCUGAGGCAGAGAGAGGAGGAGUGCAGGAGGCUGGAGGAGAAGCUGGCGGAAGACAGGGAGGAGCUGGAGAGGCAGAGAGAGACAUACCAACAGGAUCUGGAGAGACUGAGGGAGUCGACCCGUACCGUGGACAAGGAGAAGGAACGUCUGGAGCAGCAGAGGAAAAUCAAGAGGAAGACCAUUGAGGUGAUGCCCCUCUCUGGCAGUCUAAACGGGGGACUCCUGCUGGGCGUGGGCAGCAGCGUCGGAUCAGACCUCUCCCACACCCUCCCCCUCCCCCAGAAGGCCCUGGUGCGUCCCAGCCCCUCGGUGGCGCCGUCAGACUACCUGGAGCGUCCCGAGGUUCUGCCUCGGGGUCAGAGCACCAGCGCCAACGCCACGGCGCUGCCGGUGAAGAAGGAGGUGCCGCUCCACCUGUGCAGCACCACCAACCAGCAGCACAAGCAGGUGGGCGUCCAGCAGCAGAUCCCCACCAAGCUGGCAGUGCUGAGCUCAAAGAGUUCAAAGAGUGCCAAGGCCUCCCACCGCACCGACAGCACAGCCUCUGUGGAUAUGAAGCAGAUGCUGCCUAUGAAGUUGUCAGCCAGAGAGGACGGUGCUCUGAAAGCCAAGCGCUCCAUCAGCCCUAACCAGCAGCUUCCAAACACCCUAGUCCACUCCCAGUCCCUGCACUCGACAGAGAACCUGCCCGCCAGCCUACAGAAGCCCCCCAGUCAGGCCUCCAACCCCCUGCACACCCAAACCCAGCCCCAGGCUCCUAACCCCCUCUACACCCAGCCCCAGGCUCCUAACCCCCUCUACACCCAGCCCCAGGCUCCUAACCCCCUCUACACCCAGCUCCAGCCUCCUAACCCCCUCCACACCCAGAGCCCUAACCCCACUCCAGCACAGGCCCCUGUCCACGGCCUCAGCCUGCCUCCUCCAUUCGGGAGCACUGAGGACCUACACAAGGAGGAUGUCAUCUUCUUCUGAGUUCCCCCUCUCAGCUGCUGUGGAACGCGGCAGACAGGGAUCAAAGGGAGGCCUGUGAUGUCACAUCUCUAGAAACCGUUCACCGGAGCUCUGGAACACUUUUCCUUUUUAAAGAUGGAAUUUUUUUUUUUUUUUAAAGAUAACUGUUAAUUCGUUCGUAGAAGAAUCUGUUUUAUCAUGUCUCCCUAAGACUAAUGGCAAUAAUUGUUUUGAUUCAACUGCAGAUGAUGACUAUGAAGAAAGACAACUGAUUAAUAUGAAGGGUUAUUUUAAACAUGGGGGGGUGUCACGAGAGAGAGACUCUCUUUGGGUUGACCCAUGAAUGAAGAUGUAACUAUGAAGGCUUCUUUUUAUCAUGUGUUUCUUAUUAGAAAAAGACUGAACACUGGAGUGCAGUUGUAAUUGACAUUGUCCCCUUUUGUUGAAGAUGACUUGGUUUGGUCCAGAGGUGGACAGACGGGCUAAAGAAAAAUAAUAAUAAUAAAUGCCCCUAGCCAAAGAUGAAUUCUCUUAUUUAGAAUGUCAUUAUAAUUCAUACCAAGUUGAAUCAAUGGCUUUUAAAUGCUUCAAUUGUAUGGUUGUUUACACAGUCAUUUUAUAUAAUGUGUGUAGAUACAACCAAUCUUGUUGUGUAGCGAAGAUGAUUUGAACAUAAAGCCAUGCCAUUCUGUAUGACCAACAAUGAUUAGGGAUGCUGUGGCACUGGUUUAUGAGUCUCCCUACCCCUAGUGUGUUACUGUCACCUCUCAAUGCUGUAGUCGGCAGCGGAGCCACCAUGAAGGGGCAGUAAGGGUGUAGUCAUGCUCCAGGAUGGAGUCAUCCGAUCCUGUUUGCUUCCACCUCUGGGGAGACUGAUCUCCCCCAUCCAGAUACUGCCUGGGUCCCAGCGGUAGACCACUCCCCAUCCAGAUACUGCCUGGGUCCCAGCGGUAGACCACUCCCCAUCCAGAUACUGCCUGGGUCCCAGCGGUAGACCACUCCCCAUCCAGAUACUGCCUGGGUCCCAGCGGUAGACCACUCCCCAUCCGCACACUGCCUGGGUCCCAGCGGUAGACCACUCCCCAUCCAGAUACUGCCUGGGUCCCAGCGGUAGACCACUCUCAUGGCAUCCCCUCCUGACUUCUGCCUAGGCACAUGGACCAUUUCAUACAUAAUGACAAUAUGGACGGGUCCACAGAAUGGUCAGAUAAGCAGUAGUGCAGUCACUGAAGGAUUUCAAAGCUUGAUGUAAUGUAAAGCUUUAAACCGUUUUAAAGUAACUUUUAAACAAGCCAGUAUCUUACAAAUGUAAGACGUAUCAGUCAGUUUUUAUUGAUUGAUUGAAGCCCCAAACUUUAAUUUAAAAAUCAGCCAUUUUAAGUUUGGUGUGAUUUGCAUCUGACACUUCAUUGGCAGCAGGUCCUAAAUCACAACAUGGUUUCCACACAUUUCCCUCAGCCUGCCAGACUAAUGUAUUAGUCUGAAGAAUGCAGUGGGCCUCAAGCAGGAGUGUCUAGUUUUCCCCUAUUUUUUUAUUUUUUUUUACUAAACUAUUUAGUUAGCUCUGUGUCUGUAUAUCUGGGCCUGUAUAGAUGUAUAUAUGUAGUGAAAUACAUGUCUGUAAUAGGGAGGACGAAAGCAAUCCCUGACCGAUUUGACGUGACUUGGACGUACAUUUUGAUCACCUGUUAGUCUGAGCUUUCAGGACGAGUCUUGUUCAAGUACAUUCUGUUUUUGACCCUAUGUUUCCUAUAUACAGGUAACUGCCAAAACAAAGGAAACUUGAGUAAAUGAGGGAUACAAAGUAUACUAUAUAUACAAAAG